AUGGCGGACCAGUUCAAGGCUCGGACGUUGAAACGCAAAAACGUCAAAGGUCUUGCCCUCAAUGCAGCUCCGAAAGCCACCUCCAACCCGUCUGAUGGCGAUGCUCAGGUCCCAGGUGCGAUUGGAAAUACUGACGGCAAUCGCACGGAUACCUUGGAGAUUGGGCUGGAAUUUCGGUUGGACCUCCGGAGCGAGGACUUGGUGACAUUAAAGGAGCUCGGUGCUGGCAAUGGCGGCACAGUCUCUAAGGUGAUGCACGCGUCGACCAAGGUCGUGAUGGCUCGGAAGAUCAUCCGGGUGGACGCCAAAGAGAACGUGCGGAAACAGAUUCUACGAGAGCUCCGCGUUGGACACGACUGCAACUCGCCUAAUAUCGUGACAUUCUACGGUGCCUUCCAAAACGAGGCUGGGGACAUCGUCCUGUGCAUGGAGUACAUGGAUUGCGGAUCUCUUGACCGUAUCUCAAAGGACUUCGGCCCGAUUAGAGUGGAUGUACUGGGGAAGAUCACCGAGUCAGUGCUUGCUGGUCUUGUCUACCUUUACGAAACUCACCGUAUCAUGCACCGCGACAUCAAGCCGUCCAACGUGGUGGUCAACUCGCGCGGCAACAUCAAGCUUUGCGAUUUCGGCGUCGCUAGCGAGACGGUCAAUUCGAUCGCCGAUACCUUCGUGGGUACCUCGACAUACAUGGCUCCAGAGCGAAUCCAGGGAGGUGCCUAUACGGUCCGUUCGGAUGUUUGGAGCGUGGGUUUGACCGUCAUGGAGUUGGCGGUCGGACGGUUCCCAUUUGAUACCUCGGAGUCUGCCGCAGGAGACCGUGCCAGCGCCGGGCCCAUGGGCAUUUUGGAUCUGCUCCAGCAGAUUGUCCACGAGACUGCCCCGAAGCUGCCGAAGAGUGAUGCUUUCCCGCCCAUUCUGCAUGACUUUGUCGGCAAGUGUCUGCUGAAGAAGCCCGAGGAACGGCCAACUCCGCGAGAGCUCUACGACAAGGAUGCCUUCCUGCAAGCCGCCAAGCGCACACCCGUGGACCUGCAAGAAUGGGCCAUCAGCAUGAUGGAGCGGCAUAAUCGCAAGUCUUACCUGGCGCCCCCUGCUCCCAAGUCGCUGAAGGAGGGUACGACUCCGACAUCGUAUACCUCGUCUUCACCAGCAGCCGUGGCCACAGCCCCCGCGCCUUUCCCCAAACCCGCCCCCAUCAGCAAAUCAUCGCGCCCCCCGCAAUCACAAUCUCCGUACCAGCAGCAUCCCUCCUCUGGCGAGAUCCCUCUGAACAUUGCCAACGACUUCCCCCCUCCGAACCGCCACGACGGCCCCCAGGCUCACCACUACUCCUCCAACUCCCGCUCCACACGGUCUCCUCACCCUCCGUCUCUGGAGCACCUCUCCCUCGAAACCAAGGACGACGAAUCCCGGUAUGGCCGCCGCCCGAUGCGCCACCUCGGCGACCCUGUUUCGGCCGUGGAUGCUCCAUCUCGCCCCUUCAUGAGCCCACGCUCCGUGAGCUCGCACAAUACUAAGUCCCGCACCAACCUGGCCCCAAAUGCCCUACCCAUCCGAGCCGCUCCCCCGCCAUCACAGCCUCCUCCCCCACCUCCCGUUUCGGCCGGUGGGAACUGGCGUGUCUACCCCAGCCACAUGCCCUCGUCGUGA
Molecule: messenger RNA, 1650 nt
Organism: Penicillium canariense
Lineage: Eukaryota; Fungi; Ascomycota; Eurotiomycetes; Eurotiales; Aspergillaceae
Gene: ste7
Product: MAP kinase kinase Ste7
Exons: 4
Coding region: 1-1650 (549 amino acids)
Biological process (GO): protein phosphorylation
Molecular function (GO): protein kinase activity; ATP binding
Source: RefSeq, a predicted model, not a curated record